AUUCUGCUUGAGCUGCCCGCCAGACGACGUUGUUUGACAGAUAAACAUGAAGAUCGUAACAUGGAACAUAAACGGGAUACGAACGUUUAAAAACGGUAUUAAGAAAAUCCUGGAUUCAUUUGAUGCGGAUAUUAUUUGCGUCCAAGAAACCAAAGUUACCCGCGACCUGCUGGAUGAGAAAACAGCGAUUGUCGAUGGCUACAAUUCAUACUUUAGUUUUAGCCGAGGACGAAGUGGAUACUCAGGUGUUGCGACCUACUGUAAAGAUACCGCUACUCCAUUUCUGGCCGAGGAAGGAUUGACAGGUCUACUAUCCAAUCAGGGAGAGGUUAUUGGUUGCUAUGGUGACCAGGUAGAGCUGACCAGCGAGGAGCUUCUGGCUUUGGACAAUGAAGGAAGGGCUGUCAUUACCCAGCAUCACUUCAUUGGUCAAGAUGGACCUCAGAAGCUGACCGUUAUUAAUGUUUACUGUCCCCGAGCUGACCCUGACAAACCUGAGAGAAAAGAGUUCAAGCUUCAGUUUUACAGACUCCUCCAGUGCAGAGCUGAAGCCAUCUUGAGCUCAGGGAGUCAUGUGAUCAUCCUGGGUGACGUGAACACCUCUCACAGACCCAUAGACCACUGUGACCCAGAUGAUGUGGAUAACUUUGAAGAUAACCCUGGGAGAAAGUGGCUGGAUCAAUUCUUGUUCCAAACUGCAGAGAACUCUGAAAAUGGAAAUGCUGCAGAUGAACCUGCUGAGGAUUUCCAGGAAUCAGCCUCUGGCGGCAAGUUCAUUGACUCUUUUCGCUAUUUCCACCCAAAGCGCUCGAAUGCCUUCACAUGUUGGUCCACACUCACGGGCGCAAGGCAGACCAACUAUGGCACACGCAUCGACUACAUCUUCUCCAACCACUCUCUGGUGAAGACGUUCUUUAUUGGUGUGGACAUAAUGCCAGAGGUGGAGGGAUCUGAUCACUGUCCUGUUUGGGCGCAGCUCAGCUGUACCCUUCAGUCUAGCCCAAGAUGUCCACCAGUGUGCACACGUCACAUGCCAGAGUUCAUCGGCAGACAGCAGAAACUUUCACGCUUCCUAGUCAAAAUUCCAGAGAAACAGAACAUUUCUAACGGCUCUGAAAAAAGUCUGCCUGGAUCACAGGAUGCUGGGGAAAUCCGGGAAAACCUGAAUCCUGUUGUACAGAAGCAAAAUGUAGGAAAGAAGAGACCUACAGACAGAGAAGACACAAAUGCACACAAAUCCAAAAAAAGCAAGACAACAAAAACCGAAAGUAAUGCUAAAGGAAGUCUUUUAGCUUUCUUCAAGCCUAAGCAAACACAGCUGAUACCUACAAAAGAGAAACAAGCAGAAUCCUGUCAGGAUGGCCCGGGUACUGGUAGCAACUCAAAAAUAUGCCCCAGUGAUUUGCAGAAUGAUAUGAAUGUCUCUAAGCUCCUGGAGAUGGAGACUGAAAAUCAAGAUGAAGUGGAAGGAGAAUCUACAUCCAUGGACAAGCCAAAUGACUGUAAGAAAGGGCCAUGCACUGGUUUUUGGAAAUCGGUUUUGCAUGGGCCACCUCAGCCACCACUUUGUAAAUCACACAACGAGCCUUGUGUCUUACGGACGGUGAAAAAAGCAGGACCUAAUUUAGGCCGGCAGUUUUUUGUAUGUGCUCGUCCUCAGGGUCACGCCUCCAAUCCUCAGGCCAGGUGUAAUUUUUUUGCAUGGGUAGAAAAAGGAAAGUAGAACUUUUUAUUUCUAAAAUACCGUUUUUAUGUUUUGAUUGUGUGUUUGUUUUAUAUGUAGUUUUAAAAAUGUGCUUCUAUAAAUAAACAAUGCUUUU
This is a messenger RNA of Danio rerio (zebrafish), 1820 nucleotides long. RefSeq names its product apurinic/apyrimidinic endodeoxyribonuclease 2 (gene apex2). Gene Ontology annotation, cellular component: mitochondrion; cytoplasm; nucleus. Gene Ontology annotation, biological process: DNA repair. The record is from RefSeq and is marked provisional. Gene Ontology annotation, molecular function: endonuclease activity; DNA-(apurinic or apyrimidinic site) endonuclease activity; DNA binding. Lineage: Eukaryota; Metazoa; Chordata; Actinopteri; Cypriniformes; Danionidae.